AUAAUAUAUUAAUAUCAUAAUAUGUGACUUUUGGAAAUAAAACGUGUAAUUUCAGUAAAAUAUAUAUGAUAAGCCCAAAAUCCCGAUUAAUGAAGGUUGAAGUAAGGUUCUAAUACUACUCAAUAGGACUAUUGUUUACAGUUUCUAAUUCCAAAUUAUAUACAAUCAAAUUAAAAUUUUAUUUUAUUUGUUGGUUAUUAACUUACUAGCUAACACAUUUGUUUCUUUUGUAAACAACUUUCGUUUAUUUAUGAAAUUUAAUUUAUUUGAUUUAUUAUUACUUUUAUGCUUGUCUCACUGAUUCAGUACUCUCCCCACCACUCUCUGACACAUUUUAUCUCUACAAAUUGUGUAAAUUUGAUGUCUGAUAGUGCAAGCAAAGCAAUCACCCAUAGCCUUUAAUUCUCUUCAUUUCUCCCCUUCUUUGGAUACUAUUUGUAUUUGCAGUUAGGUUAUACUAUAUCUUAUUAUGGUGUAAAAAUACUGUACUUAUGAUAAACAUAUAUUUUAAGAAACCAUAUGCAUUUGAAAAUUCGAUUGAACUAUAUUUUAUUUGUGUAAUUAAUACAAAAUACUACUAACAAAACUGACAAAAAUAAUGUUGUUGUGUAUGUAGAAAAGAGAGUGAAAUAUUGAAAAUAUCUAGUUUGGCUUUCUCUCUCUUGCUUUGUUAGUCUUUAGGCUUCCACUACUAAUACCCUAAGCCCUCUCUUAGUUUAAGACAUUGUCUUCACAUCCAAAACUCAAAUGCAAAUCUUUCUCUCCUUUCUUCCUUCAAAGUAUUUCAUUACAAAACCCUAGAUAUCUAAUAUUAUCUUGCCUCUCUUAAUGGUUUAUAUUUGGCUGAUGCUGCCUCUCUUCAACCAAGUUCUGAACUUUUGAAGCAUAUUAAGAUCAAAGUAUACUGCUUUUAGUUUACUGGCCUCUUUGUCCCCAAACCAAGAAACAGUUUGCAACAAGAAGUUUUUUUGUAGAAGAUUCAAUAAAAAUGGAAAUUGCAAGUCAAGAAGACCAUGAUAUGCCCAUCCCACUAAACACUGCAUUUGUUGGUGGUGGUGGUGGUCAUGGUCACAUGAUCCAUCAUCAUAAUGACCAUCAUGCUGCUAAUUCUGCUCCUCCAACUCACAACAACAACAACAUUACUACUCAACCACCACAGAUGCCGUUACAUGGAAAUGGUCAUGGCAACAAUCAUGAUCAUCGCCAACAUCAAGAUCCUCAUCAUGUGAGUUACAACGCCAUCAUCAAGAAGCCUAUUAUAACGUACAAGGAAUGUCUCAAGAACCAUGCAGCAGCAAUGGGAGGAAACGCUACUGAUGGGUGUGGAGAGUUUAUGCCUAGUGGCGAAGAUGGCUCCAUUGAAGCUCUCACUUGCUCGGCUUGCAACUGCCACAGAAACUUCCAUAGAAAAGAAGUCGAAGGUGAAACCGCCGCCACCGCUAUUUCCUCUUUCCACCAGCCGCCUCCACCGCGUAAACUCAUGCUCAACCACCAUAAUAUCAGAUCAGCCAUGCCACACAAAAUGAUCAUGCCGGUGGGAGUUUCUAACUACCGUUAUAUGCAUCACUCGGAGUCUGAUGACUUCAUGGAGGAAGACGGGGUAACCACCGCGUCUAGACCCCCACCGUAUAACCAGAAGAAGAGAUUUAGGACCAAGUUCACGCCGGAACAGAAAGAGAAGAUGCUGAGUUUUGCCGAGAAAGUUGGGUGGAAGUUACAAAGGCAAGAAGAUUCCGUUGUUCAGAGAUUCUGUGAAGAGAUUGGAGUGAAGAGAAGAGUCCUUAAGGUUUGGAUGCACAACAAUAAGCUCCACUUCUCCAAGAAGGACAGUAGCAACAGCAUUAAUCUGGAAGACAACGACAACGAAAAGAUCAACAACGUUAACAAUGUUGAUCUGUCUGGUAAUAUCGACAUGACUAAGAUCGUCCCAUGAAUUAAUAUUAAUUACGUCAUUUUAUGAUUUUAUUAUGACUAUGAUUAGUCGUCUUUAAGUUAGCUAUUAGGGUUUUAAUGUUAUGUUCUAGCUGGUGUGGUUAUAUUUAUAUAUAAACUUGUAUUUGCUAUCUGAUUAGGGAUAUGGAUCGGGUAAUAAUAUGUCCUUUCUUUUCUGGUCUAUGUAGUAUCUUUCCUUUUCCUUUUGGAAGCUAUAUAUAUAUUGAACUUCUCGCAAUAAAUAUAUGACCACUCCGAGUCUUAUUUAUU
Brassica rapa (field mustard) is the source of this 2202-nucleotide messenger RNA. RefSeq names its product zinc-finger homeodomain protein 4. Gene Ontology annotation, biological process: regulation of DNA-templated transcription; regulation of developmental process. Gene Ontology annotation, molecular function: DNA-binding transcription factor activity; transcription cis-regulatory region binding. Lineage: Eukaryota; Viridiplantae; Streptophyta; Magnoliopsida; Brassicales; Brassicaceae. The record is from RefSeq and is a predicted model, not a curated record. Gene Ontology annotation, cellular component: nucleus.